CCUGCCCCUUCGCAGAUCUGAAGGAUGCGACGGAGUAGAUGGAGGCGGAGGAGGAGGAGGUGAAAGACUGGAAGGCGGAGAACAGCAUGAACUGGACGGAAAAUAGGGAGGAUGCGGAUUACGGUAGCCUACCGGUCAGCCUGCCUUCUGGUGAUGCUUUCGGUGGUUUAGUACGAAGAUGUUCGGGUAAAGAGACCCAGGCCUGCGGCUUGUCGUCACACGGAGCAAGAGCUGGUGAUUUAUGCGUCGCCUCAAAUUGACACCGAGCAAGCCUGAGCUUUAAUUGAGAGGACGAUUUGAUGUCUACCGUAGGGUUAGUGUGUAGUCUAUUAGAAUGACUGAAUUAAUUUAACACUAAAAUCAGUGAAAUAACAUUGAACCUCGUGCCUUUUAGCGUUGUGGGUCAACUGCCAUAAUGGUUUUAGCCGUCGUUUUAGCAUCAUCCCCUCUUGACCCAUUCUCCCGUGCUGCUUCGCUCUGGAUGUCAAGCUGAAAGCUGCGCCGCAAAGUCAAAGCCAAACAUCAGAAAUAAAACUGAGCCGUGGUUAAACAUGAAGGGGUCAAGGCUGCAGCCGCGCUGCUUGACGGCACUAUUCAUAUGGACGACUCUGUGUCUGCACAGCAGCGGGCAACCCGCACCUGACUCCUCGGGCCUGCCUGGAGCCAUCCGCGUGCCACUGCGGCAAGGCGCUCGCGCCGAGCAAUCACCGCCGCUGCCACCUGCCGCCGAAUCGAAACGGGGACGCGGCACCGCGAGCGAAUCUCCUGCGCGCAGGCGGAGAGGAGCGGCAGAGGGCGGUGUCAGCUUUGUGGACAUGAUCGACAACCUGCGUGGGAAAUCCGGUCAGGGAUACUACGUGGAGAUGGCUGUGGGCUCUCCUCCGCAGAAGUUGAAUAUCCUGGUAGACACGGGAAGCAGCAACUUUGCUGUUGGGGCAGCCGCGCAUCCCUUCCUGCGCAGAUACUACCAUCGUUCACUCUCUAGUUCAUACCGAGACCUGGGCAGGAGUGUGUACGUUCCCUAUACUCAGGGCCGCUGGGAGGGGGAGCUGGGCACCGACUUGGUCUCUGUGCCACACGGCCCCAAUGCCACGCUGCGUGCCAACGUCGCCGCAAUAACCCAGUCAGACCGCUUCUUCAUCAACGGAUCAAACUGGGAAGGAAUCCUGGGGCUGGCCUAUGCCGAUAUAGCUCGACCGGACGAGACGCUGGAGCCUUUCUUCGACUCUUUGGUUCGUCAGACCUCUGUCCCCAACCUCUUCUCCCUCCAGCUGUGCGGUGCAGGCUUCACCCAGAACCAGUCGCUGGGCAGCUCCACAGUUGGCGGCAGCAUGAUCAUCGGUGGAGUGGACUCAUCACUGUACGUCGGAGAGCUUUGGUACACUCCCAUCCGCAGGGAGUGGUACUACGAGGUCAUUAUUGUUCGGAUUGAGGUGAACGGACAGGAUCUUAACAUGGACUGUAAAGAGUACAAUUAUGAUAAGAGCAUUGUGGACAGUGGAACCACCAACCUUCGACUUCCAAGGAAAGUCUUCCAGGCUGCAGUGAAGGCUAUUGAAGCUGCCUCUUCAACGGAGCAGUUUCCCUCUGGGUUCUGGCUCGGGGAGCAGCUGGUUUGCUGGCAGGCUGGAACUACACCCUGGCACAUCUUCCCAGUGAUCUCCCUCUACCUGAUGAGUGAAAACCGCAACCAGUCCUUCAGAAUCUCCAUCCUGCCCCAGCAAUACCUGCGGCCGGUGGAGGAUGUUGCCUCUGCCCAGGAGGACUGCUAUAAGUUCGCCGUGUCUCAGUCCAGCACUGGGACAGUGAUGGGAGCCGUCAUCAUGGAGGGCUUCUAUGUUGUUUUUGACCGACAGAAGAAACGCAUUGGAUUCGCCGUGAGCACCUGCCAUGUGCACGACGAGUUUCGCACAGCGUCAGUGGAGGGCCCAUUCCACGGCGUCGACCUGGAAGACUGCGGCUACAACAUCCCGCAGACGGAUGAGUCCACCCUGAUGACCAUCGCCUACAUCAUGGCGGGAAUCUGCGCCCUCUUCAUGCUGCCUCUGUGUCUCAUGGUGUGCCAGUGGCGCUUCGCCCGCUGCCUCCACCCGCACGGGGACUUCGCAGACGACAUAUCACUCCUGAAAUGA
This is a messenger RNA of Xiphophorus hellerii (green swordtail), 2132 nucleotides long. RefSeq names its product beta-secretase 1 (gene bace1). The record is from RefSeq and is a predicted model, not a curated record. The coding region runs from base 552 to 2132 and encodes 526 amino acids. The transcript is spliced from 9 exons. Gene Ontology annotation, cellular component: plasma membrane; endosome; trans-Golgi network. NCBI's taxonomy places the organism in Eukaryota, Metazoa, Chordata, Actinopteri, Cyprinodontiformes, Poeciliidae. Gene Ontology annotation, biological process: amyloid-beta metabolic process; membrane protein ectodomain proteolysis. Gene Ontology annotation, molecular function: aspartic-type endopeptidase activity.